AUGUCUGGAGGUAUCGCUCGAGGCCGUCUAGCCGAGGAGCGCAAAGCCUGGCGCAAGAAUCACCCCCAUGGUUUUGUCGCUAAGCCAGAGAGUCUUCCUGAUGGUUCAGUGAAUCUGAUGGUGUGGCAGUGCACCAUCCCUGGUAAGGCAGGGAUUGCAGUUGCUUAG
Messenger RNA from Ilex paraguariensis (yerba mate), 168 nucleotides. The record is from the annotation of a GenBank genome assembly. NCBI's taxonomy places the organism in Eukaryota, Viridiplantae, Streptophyta, Magnoliopsida, Aquifoliales, Aquifoliaceae.